GACGAGUGAUUUCACUUCAGGAGAUGAGUUAUGUUACUUCAGGAGAGGAGUGAUUUCAUUUCAGGAGACGAGUGAUUUUAUAUCAGGAUACAACUUUGCCACUUGAGUGAUCAAAUUAAUGUUCCUGGUUAAAUAAAAAUGAACCUCAUAUCGACAGCAUUUGCAGCAGGCAGUGAUUUUGACCCUUUUCAGUGCUGCACAUAUGUGCAUUUACUGUGUGUGAGUGUGUGUUUGUCAUCAUUAAGAUGCUUUAUAUUGUGGAACUGUUGUUGAUGUGUUUGCAUCUUCAGGAGGAUCAGGAGAACGUUCAGAUUUUUCCGGCAGGUGAUGGUCAACAGGCCAAUCAGAAGAGAAACCUCACUCAAUACAUGACUAAAUAUGAGUGUGCACGAGUGCUGGUAACACGAGCGCUGCAGAUUGUGAUGUGUGUGCCACUGAUGGUGGAGCUGGAAGGAGAGACGGAUCCGCUGAAGAGUGCCAUGAAAGAGCUUGUAUCAGGCGUUUACAAGCUGCGAAAGAUUCCCAUCAUCAUCCACAGAUAUCUUCCAGAUGGCAGUUAUGAGGACUGGGGCUGUGACAAGCUCAUCAUUACUGACUGA
Xyrauchen texanus (razorback sucker) is the source of this 599-nucleotide messenger RNA. Its product is annotated as DNA-directed RNA polymerases I, II, and III subunit RPABC2-like. The transcript has 4 exons. Gene Ontology annotation, biological process: DNA-templated transcription. The record is from RefSeq and is a predicted model, not a curated record. Gene Ontology annotation, cellular component: RNA polymerase I complex; RNA polymerase III complex; RNA polymerase II, core complex. NCBI's taxonomy places the organism in Eukaryota, Metazoa, Chordata, Actinopteri, Cypriniformes, Catostomidae. Gene Ontology annotation, molecular function: DNA-directed RNA polymerase activity; DNA binding. Bases 246 to 599 code for a protein of 117 amino acids.